UAGUGGCUGGGCUGCCGCCGCCGUGGGAGUCGAAUCUCUGCUGCGUCUGCCUCCAUCCCUCCUCCAGCAUGGACGAGACCAGCCCGCUCCGCUCCCCGUUCCAGCAGCCGCCCGACAGCUACCUGUCCACGGCGCAGCUGGCGCAGCCUCCGUCGCCGGCGGUUCCCUCAGCGCCGGGCCCGGCCUUCGGGCCUCGGCUGUCGGGCGGGGGUCCGGGCGCGGGGGUGCGGGUGCCGGGCCCGGGCCUGGGCCCGUCGCCGCCCGGGUCGCCGGGGGCGGGCCGCGAGCGCGAGCGGCAGCCGUUGCUGGGCCCGCGCGCCCACAACGAGUUCCCGGACGAGCCCGAGUUCGCCGAGGUGGUGCGGCGGGCCGAGCAGGCGCAGGAGCUGGGCAUCCACCCGCAGCGCAUCAGCCAGGGCUCCAGCGGCAGCUACUUCAUCCGCGACCCGUCGGGGGACAUUAUAGGUGUUUUUAAACCUAAAAACGAGGAACCAUAUGGACACCUGAAUCCCAAAUGGACCAAAUGGCUGCAGAAGCUGUGUUGUCCGUGUUGCUUCGGCAGAGACUGCCUCGUUCUCAAUCAGGGCUACCUCUCUGAGGCUGGGGCCAGCUUGGUGGACCAGAAACUGGGACUUAACAUAGUACCAAGGACUAAGGUGGUACGCUUAGCAAGUGAAACUUUCAAUUACAGUGCGAUUGACCGGGUGAAAUCCCGGGGAAAGAAGCUGGCACUCGAGAAAGUGCCGAAAGUGGGACAGCGGUUUCACCGGAUAGGCCUACCUCCCAAGGUCGGUUCCUUCCAGUUGUUUGUUGAGGGUUAUAGAGAUGCGGAUUAUUGGUUGCGCAGGUUUGAGGCAGAGCCUUUGCCUGAGAAGACAAAUCGACAACUGCAACUCCAGUUUGAGAGGCUGGUGGUGCUGGAUUACAUCAUCAGAAACACAGAUCGUGGUAAUGAUAACUGGCUGAUUAAAUAUGACUGUCCGAUGGAUGGGGCUAGUUUGAAGGAUGCUGACUGGGUUGUAGUGAAAGAACCUAUUAUAAAGAUUGCUGCAAUAGACAAUGGAUUGGCAUUCCCUCUGAAACACCCAGACUCCUGGCGGGCAUAUCCCUUUUACUGGGCCUGGCUACCUCAAGCAAAGAUACCAUUUUCCCAGGAAAUUAAGGACCUCGUUCUUCCGAAGAUUUCUGACCCAAACUUCAUAAAAGAUUUAGAAGAGGAUCUUUAUGACCUCUUUAAGGAAGAUCCUGGUUUUGAUCGAGGACAGUUCUACAAACAAAUUUCUGUCAUGAGAGGGCAGAUUUUAAAUCUCACGCAGGCUCUGAAGGAUGGGAAGUCACCCCUGUUGCUCAUUCACAUCCCACCCGUCAUUGUUGAAACAACGCGAAGCCACCAUCGUAGCAGUGACUUGUAUACACAAAGCUUCCAGAGCAGAAAACCUUUUUUUACGUGGUGGUAGCAUGGCCGAAUAUAGGGAGAGAAACCCUGUUACAUGCACUGAUUGACGGUCCCGAUAAUUCGCAUCUCCUCUGCUCUUUGCUGAUGAGGACUCAGUGGACUCACUUCACGUGUGGAGAGCGAGAGAGGUCAGCUUUGUCUGUUGUCCUAUGUAUGACCAUUGCACAAGAUGCCACUACAUCUCUAAGGAAUGGUGAAUGAAGGGGAUUCUUCUGGGCAAUUUGCACUUAAUUCAAGCACCCUUCCCUGAAAUUAUCCAUUGUUCCUCAAUUCCUCUGAUGGCUCAGAUGCUUGGAUACCACUGGACUCUGUAAUGCUGCUUCUGUUGAGCUAAUUUAUGAUGUUUUGGGCACAGAAUUCUGUUGGUCUGUCUUAUCUCUGCCCUUUUCACUGAGCCCCAAAACUGAAAGUUUUUUCUGCACUAAAAUGAUAUUGGUUCAAAUUGCAACCUAGUGCACUUCAUGAUGAAAUAGGUUCAAGCUAGAGCUGGAAUAAUCUGCAAUCAUGGUCCAUCCCAUUCCACUUUGCAGUGUAUUUCUGCUUUUACAGAGGAAAGUGCAUGUAGGAUAAAGGAGAGCUGCGGAUACAAGAAGUGAUCAUGCUGUACUUGUGAAGAAAAUCUGUCAUCAACCUCUGUUCAGCUGGCGUGUGGGAAGGUAGCUGCACAAUCACUUAAUCUCUCCACCCGCUUGCAACAAUCUGAAUCCCAGCCAGGUUAAAAUGUUUCUCAGUGCUGGGUUUGGAACCCUUUGGCCUUAAAUCUACAGCAUGAGUUAGCGGUUCUAUAGAUAAAAAUUGCACCCAUGGCACCCUCCUCUUGCCCUCUUCCCCGACCUUCUAUUUUAUUACAUUGUACAUGUCCUAUCAGGGGAAGGGAUGUGCAUGUAAAAUGGUAUUCAGUCUACAUAGUUUGAUUGUGAUCAAGGAGUAAUCUAACUGUAAUCAGAAGCUAAUAUAGCAUGUAUAUAUUAUACAUAUAUAUAUAAAAGCCAAAAUAAUGGUUAAUGCAAAAACUUUGCACAAGGGUCCUGUAACUGCCCACUGUUUCUAGUGCACCACCUCUUGGCUUUAGUGGUUUUUAUCUUGCUGUGACUGAAGUAUGCUCAGCAGAUUCCUAUUCAGGUGGCAAAUAUUCCUCUUUGCCAAUCUUUCUGCCUAACAGGAUGCUUUUUUCUUUUGCUUUUCCAAACUUCAGUUUACUUUUUGGAGCACUGAUGCCAGAGCAAGAGGAGGCGAUUCAGAUCUUUUAAAUUGUCAGCUCUUUGGGUGCCCAGGUGCUGGAUUGUGGAGAUCAGUGUCCUUUUCUUCAUUUUCCCUCUCUCCCUGCCUUCUAGUUGGGUAGGAGGUGAGGGGGGUGGAGUAGAUGGGAUUGCCAGAUAUUGAGCAGAGGGGAUGUCGACUGUAUUUGAAGAGAAGUGAUGUUCUAUUUAGGUAAUCUGAUGGUCUCUUUGUUUAAGUAAUCUGUUCCUCUUGCUUGGUCAGCUUCCUCAUCCCUCUGCUUGUCACAGACAGCAAGGUUUAAAGACUCUAAUAUUCUGUGUCAUUGUAACCAUGAAAUGAUCACUGCACAAGAGGAGAUAAUGACCUUGAUAUUUUUUAAAUGGUUAACGUGAGAAACAAGCUGCUUGGGCAUUGUUUGAAUUAUGGACACAUCCUUGUAGCUAGACUCUUUUCUGGUUUGAUUGAAAAACUGGCUUACCUGUAUCCAAUAUAUUUAAACAACAAUUGAAAUGGUGCCCAUACCCUACAUUCCUCUUGUGGUGAACCAGAAGUACUCCGAUUCCAGGGAGGCAUAUUUACCUUGUUGCCCUUAACAUCACCCAUUCCUGACUUGGAGAGGGAGUAUGAGGGAAAGAAAUGGUAUCUGUGAUAGCCUUUGUCAGAUUCAGGAUUGAGACAUACAUAUUAAAGCUGCUGCGGUCUAUACAGUUAUUUCAGGAGUUGCAACUGGUCUGGAAUGUAUGCUUCCCUCGUCCAGUGAUUAUUAACACUCAAUCCCGCAUCAUUACAGAACCCACUCCCUAAUUAUUAUUGAGAAAGGAUGGGGCCAGGUAUGUGAUGUACUUUCUAAAUUUGCAUUGAUAGUGAACUUCAGUCGAGGUUGAAGGCAGGUAGUCAACAUUUGAAAGCUUUUCUGUUUUUUGAAAUGUUUUGUCAGCCACGUUUAAAGAAAUAUUCUAUUAAAGUGAGGCAGUCACGAAAGUUGUAGGGCAAACUAUACACUCCUUUUCCAUUGUCAUUGGCUACUUUAAAUAUUAGGGCUGCAUUGAUGUAGCAAUUACGUUACCUCCUUAUUGUAGGGCCUAGUGUGUUGCUCAGUGAGAAUAUGUAGUAUACCUUUCACUCAGAGUAGACCUAAUUAACGUGGGAACACAAGUCGUCUUUGCAUAUUACCCAAUCCUUUUUGUCUUUGUCAGUGAAAAACGAACCUCCUUUAAUUUGAUGUGGCCACAUGAAUACUUUAAGGAAGAAAAACUAUGCAAUAGAUGAGUGGGAUUUUCAUAAUGUACCAGCUUUUUUUGUCGGUGAUACAAGCUUUUCCAUCCCAUCUCUCCCAGCCUUUCCACAUUAAAGGUGAAAGGGAAUGUGGGUGUUCAUUUUUUUUUUUGUUUAUCAAAGGAGGCUGUUGGAGAUGGGAGAACCAAAACCGGUGCAGUUAGUGAUUUGGACCAUCUGCUCUGAAAUUUAAUUUAGUAAAAUUGAAGAAGUGAAUGGUUUAUUCCUGGUUGCCCCUAACUGAAAACAUACUUGGAAUUGGGAGAGGCAGUGGAGAGUUCUGGUUAUUAAGUCACAACUGUUGAUUUGGCCAUAGCCUGGUAUCUUACCCUGGUUUUCAGUAGUGUCAUUUUGAAUUUAGUCAAGUAGUCUGAGUCUCUGUCAUGCUGUAUGUCAAGAUUUUAUUUUAGUUUAUAAAUCUUUAAACGGUAACAUAUGUCCUGUCUGACUUGUUUAGCUUCAAAUUUUCAAUGUUUUGGCCAAGUUGUCUGUCCAUUUACUGGGUGAUCUUGUUUUACACUCUGGCUGAGUUAGCAACAAAACUUCACUAAAGAAUUUCUAAAAAUUUCCUUGUACAACCACUUAAUGUGAACAAAGUAUGCAGUGAUAUGUUUUAUUUUCAUGAACUCUAGACAGAUUUUCAGGCAACACAGGACUCAAAGAGUGUCUUAGUUGCAAAUGACUGGGUAUUAUGUAUAUUCUGGUCACUAAUGUUUGAGCAGUAAUCUGCUCAAAAUGGACUAGCUAGCUAUUGAGGGGUGGGAUUCUGUGUCUAGCACCUUGCAAAAUAAGUGAACACAUUGGGUGAUAGUGAAGAAAGAUGAGGUGAAGUGCACGGUUUUUUGCUUCACUCCUGGGCUGAUAUUUGAAACAUUGUUGGAAUAAAUCUUCAAAGUACAUUACACAAUUUUGAAUCUAGUAGGCAUUACUUUAAAGCGUUAUAGUGAAGAUGACGAAUUUAAAUUAGUCAGCAUUCUUUUAAGAAUUAAACUUCAUCUGAUCAUUUUGUGACUCUCUCUCCCAGUGAGAUGGAGAAUAUGCAUAAUCUAGAACACUGAUAAUGGAUGGUCACACGCAUACUCAGUCUGGUUUAACUUUCCUUGGGUGUUUAAGCCUAACACACAUUUGGUCUGUCUUUUAAAUUAUUGCUUGGGUUUAAUACUUGCCAAUCUCUGGAGUAACUUUUAGUAAUUCUGUAUGGAAAUCCUAUGUGAGCAAGUCUUUAAUGGGUGCAUGUGUUAAUGGUGGAGAUGACUGAAUACAGUAAAACUGCAUUCUAGUCCAGUUAGGACUGAUUUUAAAAUGAUUACCCCAUGGGUCUUUUUGCUUGCAUUAGCUGAAUUCGCAGCCUUAUUGAACCUUUGUGGGGUGAGGAUAGAGAAUGGAAAAUAAAGUUAGGAAAUCUUUGAGUGAUUUUAGUUUUAAUUUUGUAAUGGGACAUUGAACUUAUAAUAUAACCAUGGCUGAUCUAAUGGGAGAGAUGUCCUGGUGUGUACAUUUCCUUUUUCCCAUCACAGCCAUUUUCCUGGAAGGUAUAUGUACUUAAACUUCAGUCUUGUACCCUUCAGAGAAAAAUAGAUUGUCAAUUUAGUGAUUUUAGAUGCAGGGUGGCGCUUAGAUAGAAUUCUUGUGGUUACCACUCUACAGAGAUAGGAGCAAAAUGUAAUGGGAAGUACCUCAAGCUGUGCAACUUGAAGUCUCAUUAGUUCUGUGUAACUUCUGAUGCCCUUCCCUCCCUCUUAAUGUCCCCCUUUUCAUAAUGUGCAGCUUGUUUCAAAGAGUAUAUCGUACUGAUCCUCACUACAGCUGACCAUGUUUUGGAGCAAUCAUUUCUGCCGAUAUUUACGUUCCUUUCCUCUUCCCCAGGUGUCUCUCACCUCUCCCAGUAGAAUGUGCUUAAAAUCUGUGUUUUCAAGCAAAAAAAACUUCUCUUUAAAGUGGCAGAUUUUAUGAUGUACCAAUUCCCCCCACCCCAAAAAAAAACAGCUUUAAAUCUCUCUACAAAUCUUCGUGUGACUCAUUUGGGACAACACCCACAGAUUCUUGUCCUUUACAUUUAAGAGGGAGGUAUCCAUUUUUAUCCCUUUAACUGUGUCUAAAUAUUAUAUGCAUUUGAUUUAUCAGUCCUCAAUAUGUAUAUUCAUUACUUUUGGAUGAAUACAGUUCUUAUCUCUGCCACCUUCCACAUCCUCCUUUCUGCAUUCUAAGUGGAGUACACUGAAAAUGGUUGUUUGAAUACUUAUCCAUGUGGAUUAACCCUCUAAAAGUCCCAUGCAUUUUCUGGUCUCACCACAUGCUCUCUUAUGCAAAAUAGUUUGGGGUGGGCAAUCAGCUGUUGAUGUGUCUUCCCAAAUAAGUAGCCACUUUGCUUAAUGAUCCAGCAUUUGGUUAGUCACAUGUUUCUGUUAGUAUAUUAAUCAAAAGCUACAUGUACACUGUUUUGUUCCACCUUACCCUUGUCUUCUCAGAUGCAGAUUUGAACCUGUUCCAGGAUGGCUUGUAUUUUGCUCUAGUCCUAAAUGUGUGCUGCAGUUUCACAGCUUGUAGAACUUUAUGACCCCUUAUUAUCAGGUUCUUGCCCUCUGAUAGAGAUAUGGAUGUGAGAGCUUGAUUCUCCAAUUCCUAAUAUUUGUUGAGGGUAAAUUGUGCCCCCUGAUAUGGGGGGGGGGUUGGGGUAGGUGCUUAGUGAUUUCAAUCCUGUCAUUGUUAUCUCCCAUGGCAACCAUCAAGAACUCCACGGUCAAAAUGAAUCUGGAGUCAGAUCCAUCAGAAUACUUUGCCAUUUUGUAAAACCGGUGCGUUUCCAUUUCAACAGCUUUUGAUUUGUUUGUUUCCUUUUGCAUAUAAAGGUUCUGGUGAUGGUAAAUGUAAGAAUUGGAACAAUUCUCUUCAUUUAAUUUGUUGUCUGGCUCCUUUCCAAUAUUUUGCUCACUUAGCCAGCUAACACACAAUUUGCAAUUUCACCGGUGCCUAUUUUAAUGAGAUUUCUUUCAGGUUUGCAGACGAAUAUAUUUAAAAUUACCUUGGAGAAUUUUUUUGCAGGUUAGAUUUUAUUUGAGUCAUUCUAUAUAUAGUGUUGGAAUGCAGUUAAAUAUGAAUCCUGCUGCAGAUAAUAGUUGUGCCAUUUGGGGAAUGAAGUGUAUUUUUAUCCUGCUUGGAUGCAAACUUCUGUAGAAAAUUCCUUUAACCACCUAACGAUCUCACAAGCUAUCUGUUAACUAUUAUGCAAGUCUCUGAACGCAGUCUUCAAUUGUCCAUUAUGUGGGUGGGGGGGGGGAUCUAUGAUAGAGGUACUGCUCUAGUAUUCAUUAUGCCUUAAGAUAUGGAAUUUAUUUUUUUAAAAGAUUAUUUAAACUGCAUUAUCUAAAGUAUAUGUGUGGCACUAUGGUGUGUACCUGCUGAAAGGGGUGGUCUGCUGUGAAUGGGGCUCUCGAGAUGACUACUAAUACCAUCAGUGUAUAACUGCUUCUCCUUAUCAAUCCACUCAAUAGGCCAUUCUUAAUUUCUGCACUUCCUUCGGAAGUUCAGGAAAGGAGCUAGAACUUUGUCUUAAAUAGGUAGGUUGAGGUUGUACCUCAGCUUUUUAUUUCUGUACCCAUCGUUUAAUGAAGAGAUUUUGAAAUUGAUACCUAUCCAACGUGCUUAGAUUGUUGGCUCCCUUUCCAAUCAGUCUUGCUUAUCUCUCCUGUCAGGGAGCUUAAGUUACUUGUGAGUGGCAUCAUGACAGUUUAAAAGCUGCUUUCAGCACCAGUGGAGUGGAAAGACAAAAUUUUCACUAUGUUUCAAGUUGCCAGCAGGGGUUGCCAAGUGUGGUGUAACACUAUUCGACUGUAUCGGACCAUUACUUAUCAGAGAAACCGUUAAUGAUUAAUACUCUGCCAGUUUAAACUGCUUUAAUUUUUUUGCUUGAUACUGAAUCUGUAAUGUAUUGUUCUGAUAAAGCACUGUAUACUCUAAUCUAUUUAAAUAUAUAAAACAAGAACCAAAUAAUCAUUUUCUGCAAGUAUAAAUCUGCCAAACUACUGUUUAGCAUUUGAUAAAUUUUCUAACAUGACCUGUUUCAGCGCUCUGUUUAUAUUAUUUAUAAUGUUUAAUGAUAUGAUUUGGGGUGAUUGAGGGGGAAAAUAUGGGACCCAGUCCAGAGUGGUUAGAUAAGCACGUGGAUGAAAGAAAAAUGAAGGGCUGUGUAGGAAGAAAGGGUUAGAUUGAGUAGGUUUAAAGGUCAGCACAACAUCAUGAGCUGAAGGGCUGUAUUGUGCUAUGUUCUAUGGUUUUUGAGCCCAUUGUUGGGGUGAUGGCCUUGCUCCAUCACACCAGAGCCCUUGACAAGAUUGGAGCCAAUCCUGGGCAAACCAUGAUCAAUUAUCACCUUGAGAUAGAGAGGCUUGUGUGUUCCUGAGAUAUCAGGAGCGAUGCCAUCUGCAGUUUAGUCAUCUGAUGCAUAGCUCUGGUAGGGAGAAAGGUGGAGGUUCCAGACAAAGAGUGAUCAAACCGAGACUUUAACAGUGGAGCUGGUGGAAGAUGAUGGCACAUCACAAUGUGGUAUAGGCAGAGGAGGGCUGCAGCAGCGAAGGGUCCCCUGUCAUCUCGCAUUCUAUGCCACUGAACCCUGACCCCGACCCCGAUAUGUCAAGGACUAUGUAGUGGCUGACCGUGCAUCAGCCUCCCAAUGUUAAAGUCAUACAUGGGCAUUCUUCACUAGGGCACCAAUAGACAACCUCUUAGGAGCACAUCUUACUCAACUCAAAUGAUCACACUACUCCUGCUUAAUUGUUGUUAACCUCAAACACUGCCAAUCUUAGAUUCUUGUCCAGAAGUGCAGGAUAUGUUAGCAGAUCCUGAAGUAUUGCACAGCUCUGAGGAACAAAUGACUGAUCCUUUCCCGUUAGCUCUUACUUAUUCCUACCAGAUUUGUGUCGACAGCAGAUCUGGACACAUUGUGCUUGGUUUUCUCUAAACUAUUGAUCCCAUCUCAGCAAGUUCUAGACCCCCAUCACUAUGGGUGAGGGAGAAAUGCUCUAUCUCUCUUACUUACUCUGUCAGCCUCCCUUGUCCCCAUAAUUGUAUACAUACUAAUUAAAUGGCUCCUUUGCUUCAACUUCAUCCUUUCCAAUUUUUGUUCAAAAUUGCAAAUUUUCCUGUUCUGGCAACAUCCUUAUAAACCUCAUCUGCAUCCUCCCAACUUCCCUGUAAUGUCCUGACUAGAACUAUUAGUAGUAAUUGUGUAUAGUGAAUAGUAGUACUUGGUUAGCAUGGAUGAGUUGGGCUGCAGGACCGGUUUCCAUGCUGAAUAAUAGACUACUCAAGCUCUAUUCAGUCCUCUCAUAGACGUUGCUUGUCAUGGUUUGUUCUGUGCCUUGACAAAUAUAAACAGAACAUCUAUAUGCCCUAUUUAACCACCACUUUGACCUGUACUACCACUAAGGAUUAGUGGAAGCAGAUCCCAAUAUUCUUUUUCUUCACUUUUCAAUCCCAGGAGUGGUGGUAGAAGGAAAUAUAGAGAGGUCAUUUAAGAAACUCUUUAAAAAGACAUGGAUGAUUGAAAAUGGAGGUCUAUGUGGGAGGGAAGGUUUAGGUUGAUGUUAAGAGUAGGUUAAAAGGUUGGCACAACAUCGUGGGCUGAAGGGCCUGUACUGUGCUGUAAUGUUUGGUUCCAUGAUAUUUAUUGUGUAUUACCCCAGGUUUUUUAAAGAUUGUUUCAUUUGCCAUUUUUAUGCCCAGCAGAGUAGACCAGCUACACUUUCUUGCAGUAUAAAGUUUAAAAAUAUAUGCCACAGUAACCACACAGCCAAGUUUAUAUCACUGCGAAUUAAUCUAACAUUUCUCUUUUACUUCGAAGUCAUAUUGUACUGAACUCUGUACAAUAUAUAAUUGAAAUAAUCUCAGAGUUACUAAAGCUGCAGAGCUAACUUUGGAUCCAAUUUGAUGCUUUCCCAUGAUUCCAGCGGGCUGUUACUUUGACCAGUCUCUAAUUUUGGAACUUGUCAAAUAUUCUGCUGAUGUCCAUGUGGGCCAUGUCAAACACACUGCCAUCAUGAAUUAUUGUUGCCUCAAAGAAAAACAAAACCCAUUACAAAUCGAUUGCUGCUCUAAACGCCAGUGGCGUAACAGGCAGUAACUAACUAACUUAUAAAUCCAUGAUUAAUUGCUGCCCUUCUAAAUGAAGAUUUAUCCCAUCCAUACCAACAUAGAUACAAAUGCAAAGAAGGUUAUUUUUCAAUAGGAGCUUGAGGAGAUUUGGUGUGUCACCAAAGACUAACAUAUUUCUAUUAAUGUACCAUUGAGAGCAUUCUAACUAAUUGCAUCACAGUCUGGUAUUGAGGUGCCAUUUAUUAGGAUUGGAAGAAGCUGCGGAGAAUUGUAAACACAGCCGGCACUAGCAUCACCACCAUCAAUGAAACCUUCAAAUCAGCACUUCAAAAAGGCAGCAUCCAUUAUUAAGGAACUCCACCACUUGGGAUAUGCCCUCUUCACACUGCUACCGUCAAGGAGGAGGUACAGGAGCCUGAAGGUGCACACUCAACAUUGUAGAAAUAGCCUCUCCUUGUCCUGAUAAAGGGCUUCUGCUGGAAACAUUGGCUCCUUACUCCACUCCACAGAUGCUGCCUGACCUGUUGAGUUCCUCCAGCAUUGUGUGUUCUCCUCCUCUGCCAUCAGAUUUCUGAAUGGUCCAUGGACACUACCUCACUAUUUUGUUCUCUUUUUGCAUGACUUAGUUUUUUUUUAUAUAAACGCAAGAAAUUCUGCAGAUGCUGGAAAUCCAAAGCAACACUCACAAAAUUCUGGAGGAGCUCAGCACAUUGUGCAGCAUCUAUGGAAAUGAAUAAACAGUUGUUGUUUUGGGACAAGACAGUUCGCACUAAAACGUCAACUAUUUAUUUCUAUUGAUGUUGCUUGACUUGCUGAGUUCCUCCAGCAUUUUGUGUGUGUUGCUAUUUUUAUAUACUUAUUGUAACAGUAAUUUUUAAAUGUAUUCACUGUACUGCCACAAAACAACAAAUUUCAUGACAUAUGCCAGUAAUAAAUGAACAGUCUGAUUGAUUAGUAUGGCUUCUAAUAAUCUGCCUAACACCAAGGCUAUGCAGGCAUGUGAUUGAUUUUCCCCUUCCUACUCCUGUUUUGAACAACUUUAGCUGUCCAAACCUCUGGUGACAUUCCUGUAUCCAAGGAUGAUCAAGAAAUUGGUUGAAAACUCUCCAAUUCCAGCCCUAGCCUUGCUGGGUUUUUUUUUUAACAGCCAAGGGUAUAUUUCAUUGGAGCCCUAUCAUACUUGUUUUUUUAAGUAUAUUCAUUCAGUUCAACAGUUUACUCCUGCUUGCCUAACUAACAUUGGCAUCAACCCGGCUGUGAAGAUGGAUUGCAAAAUAGAACCUUGCCCACAUUCUCUGCUUCCACAUAAGUUACCAUUUUGGUCCUUAUCAGAGCCUAUUCAUCCAUAUCCUUAAAGUCUUUUUUUAAUCACUCCAUUUACUUUUGUAAUUUUCCUUUUAAUUUCACUCCUACUUGCUAUUCUUCCUGGCUUUUGUCUAAGGCCUAGAUGAGUUAAAUAUCAUAAUUGCUGUGGUAUUUAUGACACUGACGCUAAGGCUUUAGUGCACCUGUUUUAAUUUAUAUUCUGCCUGGCAUUUUAACUAAAUUUAAAAACAAGACAAUGCUGGAAACAAAUGGAAUUAACAUUUCCCAUCAAUGCUACUUCAAUAGAACUAGGAAUUGUUGAGCAUUUCAUGAAUAUAGUAUUUAGACAUAGUUCAUAAGUAUUGAAGGAGUCUAUAAAUUGCUCCAGUCUUUAUUUGUCUUCUGUCUCUUGAGUCAAUUUUGUAGCAUGAAACCAGGCCCUUUGGCCCUCCGAGUCCUUACUGUCCAACAAGUAGUUCCACUUUAUUCUCCCUAUAUCCUAACGACGGGAAACUUGUGGUGAUCAAUUAACCCACCCACCCGCACUUCUUUGGGAUGUCGGGGGAGAGGAGUGCCACACAUUUAUAGAGCGAAUGUGAUAAGUUCUCACAAACAGCACUGAAGGUCAGGCUUGAACCUGGCUCACUCCAAUUGUGAGGCACUGGCUCUACCAGCUGUGUCCACUCCACUUCCUCUGGCAGCCCUCCAUCAUAAACCAAACUGAUACUGCUUGUGGAGUUUCUUCAGAUUGGAUAUUUUUAAUCAUUAAUUAUCCAUGCCCACUUCCCCUUCUUAACUCUUCUAAAACAAGUAUUAUCCAACCAUGACCAUCUGCAUCCUUUUGUGUAAUGUCUUAUCAUGCAACUGUUAACGAUGAAAGUUAAUGGAGCAUUCUUUUAGGCUGGCUGUGAUGAACAGGCAAGAACUCCAUCAAGCUGUUGUCAAGAGAAACAUCUUACUCAAGUUUUGAUAGAGCACCUAGUUUUCCCAUUUUGAGUGUAGUGGUACACACAAAAUGCUGGGGGCGGGGGUACUCAGAGGGCCAGGCAGCAUCUAUGGGAAAAAAAGAAGUACAGUCAACAUUUCAGGCUGAAACAUCAACUGUACUUUUUUCCCCAUAGGUGCUGCCUGGUCUGCUGAGUCCCUCCAGCAUUUUGUGUGUGUUGCUCAGUUACCAUCUGAUUUUUCUCUUGUUUGUGAUUUGAGUGUAGUAAUGGCCUUUUUGUGCCCUGCGCUCUUGUUUUUCAAUGUAUAAAUACUACCUCAGCCAACACUGAGGUUGGGUAGCAUUUACUUUAAUUUUAAUUGGAAAUUCAGAGCGGUAACAGGCCUUUCCAGCCCAACGAGCCCAUACCCCUCCCCCCCCCAAAUGACACCCAUGUAAUCAAUGAACCUACUAACUCCCAUGUCUUUGGAGUGUGGGAGGAAACACCAAACUUGUAGGAACAGUUCGGGAAGGAUUACCCCUCAACCAUCAGGCUCUUGAACCAAAGGGAAUAACUUCACUUGCCUAUCAUUGAAAUGUUCCCACAACCCAUGGGCUCACUUUCAUUGAUUCUUCAUCUCAUGUUCUCAAUAUGUAAUAUGUAUUGCUUAUUUAUUAUAAUAAUUAUUUCUGUGUUGUAUUUGCACAGUUUUGCGUUUUGCAGACUGGUUGAACACCCAUGUUGGUGCGGUCUUCCGUUUAUUCUGUUAUGAAUUUGUUGAAUACACCGGCAAGAAAAUGAAUCUCAGGAUUGCAUAUGGUGCCAUCUAUAUACUUUGAUAAAUUUACUUUGAAAUUUGAAACCUACAGGGUCAAUGGGAGAAUAGUACAAGCUCCUUUCAGAGAGUGGUUGGAAUUGAAACUGGGUUGAUGGCACUAAUAGCAUUACGCCUAACCAUUAUGCUUCUGCAAUGCUACUUCAGAAGUCAAUAAAAUUAAUCUGUUAGCCCCAAUUUCUUUAAACCUUGAGCAAUAAUGACCCUGAUAAAAGGCCGUUUAUCAUCAUUCCAUCAUCAUGAACUUGGCAAAAGACCAUUCCAUCAUUACUACUGAAAGCUUUGUUUUUGAUUUCAACAUUGUUCUGAUGAUCCCAAAAGCUUCAUGGUGAAAGUACAGGGUGUAACACACUUGGUGUGUAAUUUCAUGGUGUGCCACACGCUCAGUGAGAGAAUUUUUUUAAUCUAUCCAGGAUUUAGUGAUGGAGAUUUAUUGACAUUUUACCACAAAUGCCAAAUGCCAACUUUUUAAUUAUAAGCUAUUUUAAAAUAAAGACAGCUUUAGCUAAUACCGUUGGCACAGAACCACAUCUUCAAGCUUCCCCCCAAGUUUUGACAAAAUGUCUUCAUGCUGAAGUGGUGAUGGUUUCUCUUUGCACAGAUGUUGCCUGAACUGAGUGGUUUUCAAGCAUUUUCUGAUUGUUUGAUUUUAAUUUCAGAUUCAGAAUCACUUAUUCAUUGUACAUCGACACACACAGUACUAGGUGUAGCCCACCAAGUGUCACCACACAUUCUGGUGUCCACCAUGCCGGCGAUGUUUAGCAGAGCAACAACAACGAAAUAGAUAUCUAGCAAUAUGCAGGUUUUCACAUUUUGGUUCAGACUCUCUGCUCUUGGCCAUGUUGUCCAAACUCGUAUUUCUCUUUAUCUUAAGAGUAGAUUAUAAGGUCAGCACAACAUUGUGGGCUGAGGGACCUGCAAUGUACUGUUCUGUUUUCUGUUGCGCAAGAUGUUGGUGAGGCCAAAUUUCGAGUAUUGUGUGCAGUUUUGGUCACUCUCCGACAGGAAAGAUAUCAGUCAAUUGGAAAGAGUGAAGAGAAGAUUUUUCAAGACUGUUGCUGGAACUUGACCUGAGUUAAAGGGUUAGGAAUUUACUCACUGGAGUGUAAGAGAAUGAGGGGAGAUAUGAUAGAGGUAUACAAAUUAUGAGAGGUAUAGAUAAGGUAAAUGCAAGCAGUCUUCUUCCACGAAGGCUAGAACUAGAAGUCAUGGGUUAAGGGUGAAAGGUGAAAUAUUUAAGGGGAACCUGAUGAGUUCCUUCACUCAGAGGGUGGUGUGAGUGUGGAACAAGCUGCCAGUGGAAGUGGUGGAGUUGGUAAAAUUGCAACAUUUAAGAAAAGUUUGGAUAGUGAUAUGUUUUGUAACUCCAAAAGCGAAUUGGAAAAAAAACAUGGGGAGAUACGUGUGUACUUAAUUUCUUUUCUUUAGUGAGGCGCACACAUGAUGUGUUGGUGUAAUGAUGUAUGCCAUUCACGAAUGUACAGUACAUGUAACCCAUAAUGUAUUAUGUAAACAAUGCUUAAAUAUAUUUACAAUAUUACUCAAAUAUUACUGAAAUAUUGGAUCCAGUACUCUCUUCCCUGCUUAAUUAUAAAUUCCAACUCAAUACAGAAUACAUCUCAACUCAAAUAUGCUCUCUAGUCAUUACAGUGCCCAUAAAAAGUA
This is a messenger RNA of Mobula hypostoma (lesser devil ray), 14773 nucleotides long. It is a transcript of the gene pi4k2a, whose product is annotated as phosphatidylinositol 4-kinase type 2 alpha. NCBI's taxonomy places the organism in Eukaryota, Metazoa, Chordata, Chondrichthyes, Myliobatiformes, Myliobatidae. The record is from RefSeq and is a predicted model, not a curated record. Gene Ontology annotation, cellular component: plasma membrane; lysosomal membrane; endosome. Bases 69 to 1457 code for a protein of 462 amino acids. Gene Ontology annotation, molecular function: 1-phosphatidylinositol 4-kinase activity. Gene Ontology annotation, biological process: endosome organization; Golgi organization; phosphatidylinositol phosphate biosynthetic process. The transcript has 9 exons.